CAGGGAACAGCGUUUAGCGUUAGAGCUGGGCGCUCAUCCUCCUCCUCAUGAGCUCCUCACUGUAGCGUCGUGCUGAAACGCAAUUACAACGCGAAAAUGGCGUCAGGGUUCAUUCAAAUGUUCUGUUUACUUACUGUAUUUCGCUACACACUUGCUCCUGUCACUGGGGUCAGAGUGCUGAUAUAUAUCUAGCCAGCUAAUAUACGUUAGCUAGCUCAGUUAGCCAGCUAAGCUAAUAUACCAGGCAGAUAAGCCGCCAGCUGACAGCUAAAUGCCUCAUUCUGCUUUAGUUUCUGUACAUUUUGCCCUCAUGCUCGUCUUAUUUGCGUUGGUGUUUCACGGUUAUGUUUACAAUUGAAUGCUAGCUGCUUGUUCUUCUGGCACUUAUACACUCCAGCUGCUUUAAAGACAUGUAAAAACCUUUGUGUUUAUGUGAAAUCAGCCUGAAAGCCACGGGAUCAAGCAAACGGAAAUAUGAACGAUGCAGAAACAGCCACUAGGAAGCAUGCAAGUUCCCAAGAGUUGCAAACCCCCAAAAAUGAGGAUGCAUAUGAAAUCUCCAUCCCAUUUGAGGAGAACAACUAUGAACAGCAGGGUGGCUUUUACAACCAGAAUGAUCAAAACUUCGACAGUCAGUGCAAUGAUCCUCCAGCUCCUGCAAGCUCAUACUUGCUGAUCACGAAUCUGCGCACACAGCUGCAGAUUUCUCUGGAAAAGAACUCGUGGCUGCAGAAACGCAUCGAAGACCUGGAAGAGGAGAGAGACUUCCUGCGCUGUCAACUCGACCGCUUUAUAUUCUCCACCAAGAGUCAGGAAAGCAACGGUAAUGAUGCUCGCAGUUUCUCGUGGAGGAGACGACGAGAGAAUGAACGUGAACAGCAAGCAGAGGUUCAGCGUUCAGCCAACCGUCAGUCCUUCCCACAACGGCCUGCUCAGCAGCCUCCAACUAACGCCAAGGUCAUGAGCACUGGUUCUGGGCCAAUUAGUGCCCAGAUGAGUUCCAUGUUUGGUCCCUCCCACUCUCAGCCUCUCCUACACAGCCAUGGAGGUGGAGGUAGCAGCAGUGGCAGUAGUAGUAACAACAGAUCUAUGAAUGAUCUACCAGAGUCACUCUCACUUUUGGGAGAAGACGAAGAAUAUUUGGAGGACAGCUACCUGGAAGAAGAUGAAAUUAUGUCUGGGGAGGAUGUGAUGCCGGAAAACAUGACUAUAAGGAAUAUGGGUGCUCCUGGGAGGCCCCCUGGGGGCCACCCCGCCCUGAAGAGGAGGAGAGUCUUCAGAAUAGCCAGAGGCAGAGAGAGACAGAGAGUGAAAGAUGCUGCUGGGGUGUUGUUCCGCUAUAAGAAGAUUCUGGUGACGUACCAGCGGCUGAAGAACAUGUCCAAGGCCUUCCAGAUCCAUGGUGUGGACCGUAACACAGUGGCCUCCACAACCCCCAUUGCAGAGCUGCUUCUUGUGGCUCCAGAGAAGCUGGCUGAGGUAGGCGAGUUCGACCCGUCCAAGGAGAAGCUGCUGGACUAUGCACGGCGUUGCUACAUCGCUUUGGACCCCCAAACCCGCAGCAAAGUUCAGGCGCUGAAGAAGAACAAUCUGCUACUCCCAAUCUCUUAUAGGUUGAAAGGAGCUGAUGGCCGGUAAUUGGUCGGGAGCGAAUGAUUUCUGACCUGUUGUAUCAUAGAAUCCCUCACUGUAUUUUAAUGCACCAUAGAGCACAUCUCCACUCUGUCACCCUCCAUCCUGGUGUUAUGAUCAGGUGUACUCUGAAUCAAACUGUACUGUAUUACCUCUGUUCUUCUCCACAGUGCACACACACAGAGCUGAAAAGGGCUGGGCUUCCAGGAAGACUGUUUGGUAGAUACUGUCACUUGUAUAUAGACGUCUGUAUAUUGUGAGAACUGUCUGUCUUGGGCAUGAGCCCUGUACCCUAUAUAGUUCUGUGAUGUCCUGUGUACUGAAGUACUGUAUCAGGGGGUUCUCAGCUACAUUCCAGAAGGCCAGUGUGUGUUUCCAUCUAUGUGUGUGUAUAUGUUUGUGGUACAUGUCCCUCAGCACUUACCUUGUGGAUGAACUGUUCAGUGCUAGUCUGAGGAGUACACACACACCUGUGCUCUUUGUUUUAUACUGUGCUAAACUGCACCAACUCAGACACUUCUUUUCUUUUGGCCUGUAUGGCUUCCUCAAGACGCAAUCAUUUUUGGUGCAUGUAAAUCCCUGACUCGUGACCUCUCUCUUUUUAGACAUCACUGACUGUCGAGCAUGAGAAAAAUGUAUAGAGAAACCUCAGUUAGUAACUGAGAUUACACCUGAGCAACAAGGAAUGGUACAAUAGUAUCACAUAGUUCAGAUGUGUAUGUGUAUAGCUCAUGUGUGUCUGCUACGAGUGUAUCUGAAUGACUUGCUGAGUGUGCGUCUCAGAAUUGUGUGUGUAUGGUUUUAAAGCAUAAUACUCAUGACUACUCUGAUUUCCCAUAGUUCAGGGAAAAGGCAGAAAGCUUGCAGAAACAGCACUAUUCACCUCGAAGUCAUCCCCAUCAUUAAAUAGUGUAUUUGUACCUCUGAUGUUAUCUUGAUGUUCGUUACCAUUGAUUACGGGUUGGGGCUGCUGCACAUUUCAGUUAUGCCUCAGGAACCAAUCAAUUUCUGUAGACGUUUUAAACUGUAGAAGGAUAGUCUAGUUAUUCUGUGAAGGUUGAUGUCUGUAGCGAUACACUCAACAAUUUGUUUCUCUCUUUUUUUUUUUUUUUUUGUAAAUCUAAAUGUUUUAUCUCAUCAUGAGCCAAGAAACUGUUUAUUCAAUUCUGUUUUUGUCAUGCUGAAACAGAAACAAAAGAAAUGUCCUGUUGAAUUGUCUGAUUAUAAAUGACACUAAAGUGAUUUCCUACUGAA
Molecule: messenger RNA, 2886 nt
Organism: Pangasianodon hypophthalmus (striped catfish)
Lineage: Eukaryota; Metazoa; Chordata; Actinopteri; Siluriformes; Pangasiidae
Gene: ccdc106a
Product: coiled-coil domain containing 106a
Exons: 8
Coding region: 475-1638 (387 amino acids)
Cellular component (GO): nucleoplasm
Source: RefSeq, a predicted model, not a curated record